AUGGGAAGAAAUCUCCUCACGGUGCUCGCCACACUCCAAGAUCAAGGGCCUGCAGCUGGAGGAUAUAAAUCCACGAGCUCCGGCAGUAUGAGCGACACCGUCUACGGUUUCAUCCAAUGCCGCGGCGACAUCUCUGCCCAGGAAUGCUCCUCGUGCGCGCGAUUGGCCGUCCAGAUCCUCAAUUCCACCGUGAGAAACUCCACCAAAGGAGGAAGGAUCCACCCCGGCAAUUGUUUCCUGCGCUACGAGGACCACUUCUUCUCCUCCAUUCUCGACAAGGACACCAACCAAGGCAAUUGCUCAACAUCGAUCCCUUCCUCUUCCUUGGCCAUUUUCCAAUCCAAUUCUAGGACCGCACUAGAGUUUCUUAAAGCUAAGGUUCCUCGAAAGGCAAGGAAAUUCGUGGCGGCAGUGGCGGGGAUUGGAUCGGCGGUGCCUGCGUACGCUCUCGGUCAGUGCAUUCCGGAUUUAAGCGCUGCCGAUUGUGCCUCUUGCCUCGCCGCCGCGGAGAAUGCGAUUGCCAGCACUUGCCGCGGCGGCGGCGGAGGGGUUUGCUACUAUUCUAGCUGCACGCUCUUCUUCCAGAGAUCGAAAUUCUUCCAGGGCAUUCCCGAAAAUGCCACUGUCCUAGGAAAUGGGACUCUCCCAUCCAAUUCCAAAGUUAUGGAUCAUGUUAUGUUAUCUUUUGGAACUUUUAGUGAUGGGACCGAGAUUGCUAUCAAAAAGCUCUCGGUGGCCUCCAAGCAAGGGGAGCAGCAGUUUCUCAACGAAGUUAAAGUUAUUGGCAGCGUACAGCACCGGAAUCUCGUCAGGCUCUUAGGGUGCUGUGUCGAAGGCAGUGAAAGGCUCCUGGUUUACGAGUUUCUCAAGAACAACAGCCUUGAAAAGGCUUUGCUUGAUGAUUUGAUCAGUGCGGAAGAAACUCCUCGAUUGGGAUGGAAUACCCGGUACAAUAUACUGCUUGGAACAGCUCGGGGCCUCACGUACCUUCACGAGGAUUCACAAAUUCGCAUCGUUCAUCGGGACAUAAAGCCCAGCAACAUUCUUCUGGACGAAACAUUCGAAGCCAAGAUAUCAGACUUUGGGCUGGCAAGGCUGUAUGGAGAGGACGAAGCGACUGAGAUCAUCACCACAAAAGUCGCAGGAACCUAUGGAUACAUGGCUCCAGAGUAUGCCUUUCACGGGCACUUGAGCGAAAAGGCCGAUGUUUUCAGCUUUGGAGUCGUCUAGCAGGGAGAAAGAACAAGGACGCGAGUCUACCGGAACCGGAGCAAUAUCUUCUG
This is a messenger RNA of Selaginella moellendorffii, 1283 nucleotides long. RefSeq names its product cysteine-rich receptor-like protein kinase 19. The record is from RefSeq and is a predicted model, not a curated record. Gene Ontology annotation, molecular function: protein kinase activity; ATP binding. Bases 1 to 1230 code for a protein of 409 amino acids. The transcript has 4 exons. Gene Ontology annotation, biological process: protein phosphorylation. NCBI's taxonomy places the organism in Eukaryota, Viridiplantae, Streptophyta, Lycopodiopsida, Selaginellales, Selaginellaceae.